This is a messenger RNA of Emericellopsis atlantica, 2129 nucleotides long. RefSeq lists its product as uncharacterized. The record is from RefSeq and is a predicted model, not a curated record. The transcript has a single exon. Lineage: Eukaryota; Fungi; Ascomycota; Sordariomycetes; Hypocreales; Bionectriaceae. Bases 290 to 1816 code for a protein of 508 amino acids.
ACAGCAGACGCAAUCGGCGCCCCCGGGUCCAGUCUAUCGGUCACCGCCAGCCCAUCCGCACCUCUUGUCAGUUGAGAGCAGAGCAGAGCUGAGCACAUCUCACUCGACAUUGCUCGCUCCUCGUCGCCCGCUGCAUCCGACGAGCCGCCUCUGCUCAGGGUUCGUCCCUUUUCUUCGACAGCAGGGCUUUGUCCCUCGAGGCGUGAACUGAGCCAAGCAAACCAAAAGGCAAUCCGGGUCUGCCUCACUUGCUCACCUCACGCUCUCACUCACCCACCCGCUCACCACCAUGGCCGCUGUGUCGUUCAGCACCCGCCACGAGCAUGGAGGGGCCAAGAUCACAAAGUCGCGCACGCGCAACAGCGUGAAACCGAUGCUACGCAAGCUGCACUCGUCAUCCUACUCGGAGAAGAACUCGCUGGACCUGGACCGUGGAUGGGACGAGCAGCUGUCGCCGCACCUGGGCUACGUCGCGCCCACGCUGGACGACUACUACUACAGCAGCAGCAGCACGGCCACCCCGACGCCCGCCUCGCAAAAGGCUAAUCCGGACGAUUUGCUCAACAGUCAUCCGUACUACCAGCAGCAGUACGCCGGCGCCGUCAACUUCGCCUCGAGCUUAUCGCCAGCUGACCUGAGUCUCAGCCCAACAAAUGGCACCAUCCACUCCAUGGCCAUCUCAUCACCCGCCGCCACGCCCGCCCUCACUGCGUCCUCAGCCAGCACAACCAUCGACUCGCCCUCCAAUAACCACAGCAGCAGCAAAACCGCCACGACGACAGCCUCCUCCGCCUCGCACGUCCGCUCCACCUCGGGCACCUCGCAGUUCUCCAUCGCGACCAGCACAGGCAGCGCCGGCACCCCGCGCAACACCAACGGCGGCUCCUUUGUCCACCCCUUUCAGCAGACCCCGCGGACGUCGACGCCCCCGCUGCUCUCGUACGCCAACGGGCGCGCCUCGCUCGACACGCUCAACAACAUCACGACGACCACCACGCGCGACUCGCCGACGACCAUUGACGAGAACGACGGCGAGUUGGAGCCGUUCCCCCUGCCGGCGCCGGGGAGUAGGCCUCUCCAGAACAGCAUCCACACGAGCAGCCAUCGACGGCCAUCGCUCGUGGCUAGAGGCUCCUCAUCACCGCAGCAGCCCAGCGAGUCCUUGCCGAGACUUUCGACGUCCCGUCGCCCGACAAGGUCUUCCGACGUCCAGCAGCUCAGCGCGACACCCUCCGUGACGGUCGUGGACGACUCCCCCGUGGCCCAACUACCCGCCUCCGCAACGGCGACCAACAGUCCCCUAUCACCCCUGCGGUCGUCGCUCGACAUGAACAACUUUCGCAUCCGCUCGCGCAGCGACGUCGACACCUCCACGCGACAGGAGCAGGUCCGCGCUGCCCGUCGCAAGUUUGAGGAAAAGGAGCGCGCCAAGCAGGAGAAGUACACGCGCGAGCAGACACGCAAGCAGCACCACCACCAUCAUCACCACAAGGCAAGAAAAAGCUCACUGGGCACUCGCUCCUCCACGUCCGAGCAGCGUCCCCCCGCCAUGCCUCGAAGGUCUACCGCCCACGAAAAGUCGGAACUGGAAGCCUCCAACGGUCUCUUCUCCCACGAACCCGAGGAAGAGGAGGAGGAAGAGCAGCGACAGUCGACCGCGACGACGACGACGACGCCCGUCGGGCCCACGGACAUGAACGACGUGCGGUUCGGGCCCAACAACCGCCGGCGCGACGCGAAGCGUAAGACGACGGGCGCUUGGACGGCGUUUGUGCUCUGGUUCCGAACGAGGCUGCUGAAGCUGGGCCGACGGUAGGACCGGGCCCUGAGCUAGGGGCGGCGCCUCACGAGACGAUACCACGGGUUUCUUGACAUUUACGAAGGGAACAUCUGCACACGACACUACGUACGAGGCCAGGACGAUUCAUGUUGGUUGAUCUCUUCUGCUUUUUCCACGACGGCGAUACCACAUCAUAGACGGCAUGCACGGAGUUGGGGGCUCUCUCUCUCUCUGUCUGUUUUGCGACGAGGGGGUCCAAAAAAAUAGCGAUGAUUUUUUUUUAAUUUUUAACGUUUUUCCUUUUGUUAGCGACGAAUUUACUUAUUUUCACGCACUUUGGUAAUUACUG